AUGGACAAUUUUUUCAUCAACGCCCUCGUGCAGGCUGGGUCUUGUCGGAAGCACCGGCUGUGGAAGCCGAUUCCCGUCAAUGUCGCGUCGCUGCACAAUCACUGCCGCUCGCGACGGAAGAGGGCAGACGAAGGCAUUGGUGGUGGGAGAGUAGGUGAGGACGGCAAUGCAGCGUCCCGCCGGUUUGGCCAUGCCGCCGGACCGCGUAAUCGGCAGACGUCCGAGAACAAUGGACACAAGAAGAAGCAGGAGCAGCGGGAGCAGCGGGAGCAGCAGGACCAGCAGGAGCAGCCUGUGGUUGCUGCGGGCAACCACCAGCCUACGCUGGCCCAAUUGAAGCGCCUAGUUGACUUUUAUGGGCCCCCAGCGCGCCUGGAGACAUGGAAAGAGCAAGAAGAGAGGGAGGCCAGAGAAGAGGAGGAAGAAGGUGGUGGGCUAACGCUAUCGGACCAGCAAGGCGUCGACGAGGACGGCGACGUCAAACAAGCGCGCCUCCCCUUCCACCAAAGGCAUCAGCCGUGGCCGAACAAGGACGAGGUGGAGAACGAAUCAAUCGGUGAGCUGGAAGAGCUGCUGGAGCACGACGGGCUGUCGCCGGAGCUCGCGUACGAGAUCUACUCGAGCCUGUCGUGGCCCCGCGCCGCCUACCUGUCGUACAACACCAUCCGCAACCUGCUGCACUGCCUGGGCGUCGUGAGGCACUACGGAGAGAAAUCGAUGAUGAGAUAUCUGGCCGUCAUCGACGACAUGAAGGCGGCGGACAUCCCGAUUGCGCUGGCGGAUUGGAACAUGGCGAUCCAGUUCGCGGGAAAGUGCUUGCGCAAGGUCACGAACAACGAGGUCGAGUCGGCGCUGUGGCUGUGGCGAGAAAUGGAGCAACAGGUCGGGACGAGGGGCAACCACGUCACUUUCAAUAUCCUCUUCGACAUUGCCGUCAAGGCUGGCAAGUACAAGCUCGCGGAGAUGAUCAGGAACGAGAUGAAAGCCAGAAACCUAAAACUGGAUCGAUUUUUCCGGACGAGCACAAUCAUGUGGCGUGGGCUGUCGCGGGACGGAGAGGGCGUCAGGAAGGCGUACAAAGAGCUGGUGGAGGCCGGGGAGAUUGUAGACUCGGCCGUGAUGAACUGCGUCAUCACGGCUUUGUUCAACGCGGGUGAGCCUUCGGCGGCAGAACAGGUGUUUUUGCGGAUGAAGGAUAUGGCAGGCGUGUUUGAGACGACGAAGAAACCGCCGCAGGACUGGCGGCAACGCCGCGAGCUAGGUCUUCUGUUGAAGAAGGCGGCCGAGCGGACACGAGGCGAUUCCGAGGGGCAGAGAAUCAUCCAGGAGCAUUCGCCUGUGGGUCCAGACCACGGUACAUUCAAGAUCCUCAUCAAGCACCAUAUAAACGAAACCGGCAACAUCGACCGCAUCACGCAGCUGCUGGACGAAAUGGACCGUGUCUACAACAUCCCGAUCGAAGGCGAUAUUUUUUUCGCGUUGUUCUGGGGCUUUCACAAUCACGGCGGUGUACGCUACUCGCCGUGGUCUAAGGCGAGAUUGGAGGGCACGUGGCGGGCUUUUCUCAUGUCUCUCGACAAUGAGAGUUCGAAAGUCACGUUGGAUCGCAGCAUCACCAAGGCCGUCAUCAUGGCAUUUUCCAAAUGUACGAAUGAGGAACAGACGUUACGGGUAUGGGGGGAGAUCAGGCAGAGAUGGAAUCCAUCCGGAGCGGAUCUGCAAAGUACUAUUCAUCUUCUGGGUAAUGUUUCGUACUCGGCGACGUAUGUACCACCAGCAUGA
Messenger RNA from Diplodia corticola, 1782 nucleotides. Its product is annotated as pentatricopeptide repeat protein. Bases 1 to 1782 code for a protein of 593 amino acids. Lineage: Eukaryota; Fungi; Ascomycota; Dothideomycetes; Botryosphaeriales; Botryosphaeriaceae. Gene Ontology annotation, molecular function: protein binding. The transcript has a single exon. The record is from RefSeq and is a predicted model, not a curated record.